Molecule: messenger RNA, 969 nt
Organism: Suillus paluster
Lineage: Eukaryota; Fungi; Basidiomycota; Agaricomycetes; Boletales; Suillaceae
Exons: 7
Coding region: 59-598 (179 amino acids)
Source: RefSeq, a predicted model, not a curated record
GUCGUCAACAAUAUUGAGUCCUUCGUCGACAACAGUACUUCUCGUCCGUUGACAGUCUAUGACAUAUGUGGUAGAAGCCCGCACCCGUUGUCCUCGUCUAUGCAAUCUCACUGAUGGGAGCGGCGAUAUGCUUUGGCAUGGGACUUAUCCCAGAACCAAACUUGCACCAGUCAGUCCUGAAAGGCAUCCUGUAUUCCAUCUCACUCGGGAUAGAAAUGCCUACGAAUGCAAUUCAAGAGCGGCGGCGCGAUUUCAGAUCACGCUGCAGUACCUUGAUAACGUGCCCAUACCAGCCAUGUUCAGUAUCGCCUUUGCAAAGUCGUCUCGGGAUCUGCAAAAGUCAGAGAUGGGAAAGGAACAUGUGGCGACAAUCACGUUCUAUGGUGUCACGGAUUCACUAUUGCAAAUAUGGCUAAGCAGAUGGUUCUGGGAGGGAAUGAUGCUCGGAGGAUAUCUAUAUCACUUCUUACAUACCGACACUUCCUGCUCUGAUCAGAGCUCGACAGAUGAAGAAGAAGAUGCGUGUCACUCAAGCUCGUGGAUUGGACAAGGCCAAACGGGCGCGGAAAGGUGCUUGCAAGCUCUAACUCCCUGUUAAUAUCUGCACAGCUAUCCACAGGGACUUUGAACUUUCUUGUCACUGUCCGUAAACUCGUUCCUCCGAAGGUCGAGUUCACUAGUCUUUUUGGAGAAGAAACCACAUACGCAGCUGCGCUCCAAGCUUUGUAACGCAAUAUCUGGCUGCACAUCGCUUGUCAUGGCACGCGGGACCGUGAGCAGCCUUACAAUCCACACUUCGCCAUGAUAGAUAAGCGCUUGACACUGCUCGAUAUCAUGGUGAACAAUAUUCUGCAAGCUGAGUUCGCAUUCUUAUCAGUGUGUCAUACUGAUGUGGGCGACAAGCAGACGCCCGACGGAGUCAUCCACCUCGCAGCUUAUCUGCAGUUUUCUGGGUUCAAAAGUGACAUU